AUGGACGUAGAUGGAGAAACACAACUUUCCGUACUCCAAAGUAUGGAAGACAAACUACGGUCCAAUCUAAAGAUAGAUUUCGUAGAAUUCGUAGAUACGUCAGGAAACUGUGGAUCUUCAUAUUCAGUCACUAUAGUUUCACCUGAUUUCGCAAAGAAGAUGACUCUAGCAAGGCAUAAAUUAGUGAAUCAAAUAUUGUCAGAUGAGAUAGCACAACUGCAUGCUUUCUCACAGAAAACGUAUACACCUGAACAAUGGGAGAAGGAGAAGAGCAAAUGA
Molecule: messenger RNA, 279 nt
Organism: Kwoniella shivajii
Lineage: Eukaryota; Fungi; Basidiomycota; Tremellomycetes; Tremellales; Cryptococcaceae
Exons: 4
Coding region: 1-279 (92 amino acids)
Biological process (GO): intracellular iron ion homeostasis
Cellular component (GO): nucleus; cytosol
Molecular function (GO): 2 iron, 2 sulfur cluster binding
Source: RefSeq, a predicted model, not a curated record